CUGAUUGCGCCUCACAGGUGUUGAGGGAUUAUAUUUGCUUUGCGUGUUGUUUAUUUGUAAAGACCUUUGUAAUAUUACGUUUCACCGUUCAUUUUUAAUAACAGAGUAUGUGUAAAAACUAUUUAUUUAUUUUAAUACUGUCUCUUAAUUGGACUAAGGCUUACACCGAAGAGAAUCUAAAUGUGACUGCUUCAGCUGAGACAAACUGCAUCUUUGGCAAGGGAUGUUAUAACCUGGCUGGCGUACGUGCCUUCAUCCCAGAGAAGGAUGAGGAGGAGAGUCGGAUCAUAGGUGGGCAGGAGGCCUGGGCACAUUCGUGGCCUUGGCAGGUGUCCCUGCAGUACUCUGACAUGCCCGCUUGUGGGGGCGCCAUCCUCGACCUGUGGUGGGUGAUCACCGCCAGCCACUGCUUCAAACGUUAUAAAAAGGCGUCGAUGUGGAACGCAGUGGUUGGAAUACACAAUUUGGAGAAUGUGAAUGAAUCCUGUCAUCAAACCGUAAAGGUGGAAAAAAUCAUCUCCCACAAGGACUACAACCAAAAGACAAAUGAGAAUGAUAUUGCCCUGCUGAAACUGCAGAGUCCACUGCGGUUUAAUGAGUGUGUGAGGCCUGUUGGCAUCUUAAACAGUGAGUUGCCUCCUCAGGAGACCUGCACUGUCACCGGCUGGGGCGCCAUCAGAGAGAAUGGUCCUCGUGCCUCCAGACUUCAAGAGGUCAAUGUAACCAUUUUUGAGCCACAAACGUGCAGCAAAUUUUAUGGAGCGAAAAUGCAUGAGUUCAUGAUGUGUGCCGGGGCGGAUUCUGGUGGAAUGGAUGCAUGUCAGGGCGACUCUGGCGGUCCCCUCUCAUGUUUCACAGGCGAGAGGUACAAGCUUGCCGGAGUGGUCAGCUGGGGGGUCGGAUGUGGUCGGGCCCAAAAACCAGGGGUCUACACCACACUGUUCAACUACAAACACUGGAUCAAUUCUUCAAUAAAUGGUGAACACGUUUCUGCUGACUCUGGAGCAGAUUCAACUGCUCAGUGUGGUCAGUCCAAGAUGGAGCCCUGCCAACUGCCCAGCGGCUUGGCGCAGGUGGUGUCCACUGAGGAUGGCACAUUCAAGGUGGAGAACAUGAGCGAGGCGUGCCCAAACUCCUGGCCGUGGCACGUCAGUCUGCAGAGCCACGACACGCAUUACUGCAGCGGCGUCCUCGUUCACCCGCGCUGGGUACUGGCAUCGCGCCACUGCUUCGCCAAGGCUGGAGAUGUUGUGAUCUUGGGAGCUCACGACCUCAACUUCAUGUCGGGUCAGACCGCGGCUGUGGAAAGCGUGCAGAGUUUGGCUCACGACAGCAAAUUCCCACCAGUCUCCGAUCUCUCCAUGAUCCGCUUAUCUGUCCCAGCUCGAAUAGGGCCGAUGAUAUUUCCGGUGUGCUUAACGGAUAAAGAUGAUGAAAUGGUGAAUGAAGACACCUCGUCUUGUGUGACAACUGGUUGGGGGACGAGAAAAGCCACCUUGGAUCUGCACCCUGAUAUCCUUCACAUGGCCAGGGUUAAGCCUCUUUCUGAGAAAGCCUGCCAGACUGGCUGGGGUGACAGUUUCAACAUGAAGUUGCUCCUGUGUACAGAUGCAGCAGCUUCUACCUCCUGCCUGGGGGACUCGGGCGCACCCCUUGUGUGUGCGAAAAAUGGCGUCUACUACCUUGUAGGAUUAACAGCAGGGAGCGGCAAGAAAUGUGAACCUCAGAAACCAGCUGUGUUCACUCGAGUGUCUGCCCAUUACUCCUGGAUACAAACUUGUAUUAAAAAUUCCUAAUACCUUUAAUAAAGCUUACUAAAAUAUUGUGCAUC
Megalobrama amblycephala (Wuchang bream) is the source of this 1831-nucleotide messenger RNA. It is a transcript of the gene ovch1, whose product is annotated as ovochymase 1. Bases 108 to 1796 code for a protein of 562 amino acids. Gene Ontology annotation, biological process: proteolysis. NCBI's taxonomy places the organism in Eukaryota, Metazoa, Chordata, Actinopteri, Cypriniformes, Xenocyprididae. The transcript has 13 exons. The record is from RefSeq and is a predicted model, not a curated record. Gene Ontology annotation, molecular function: serine-type endopeptidase activity.